Molecule: messenger RNA, 2608 nt
Organism: Naegleria gruberi
Lineage: Eukaryota; Heterolobosea; Eutetramitea; Acrasida; Naegleriidae
Exons: 1
Coding region: 1-2520 (839 amino acids)
Source: RefSeq, a predicted model, not a curated record
AUGAUGAUGUCUCAAACAGCAGCAGCAACACUUAAUACUAUUUAUUCGACAGCUGAUAAUUUAAUGAUGAACGUUAGCCCAUCAACAACAGCUGCCACUACUCAAUCACAACAACAACCACUAUCUCCCAAUCUCAACAAUACUGCCAAUAAUACAGUAGUGAAUGCUGGCAUGUCCUCAAGUAGCAAUUCACUUGUUUCCUCCUCAACUUCACCCUAUCAUCAUCAACUUCAUAACAUGUCCUCCAAUAAUAACAAUAAUACAAUGGUGGAUCCAAGUGUUUCUUCUUCCUCACAACAGCAACAGUUAGCUCACAACAAUUCAAUCUCAUCAAGUAAUCAACAACAACAACACAUGAUGGGUAAUGGAGGUGGUUCUAUUGGUAGUUCAAAUAUUGUUGGUGGCAUGGGAACGAAUACAGGAAAUACUCAAGUUUUACAAGAAUUAUUUAGACAACAACAACAUUUACAAACACAAUCAAUGAAUUAUCCACAAUUGAAUAAUUCUGCACUGCAUCAACAUUCCUCCUUCUCAAAUAAUGGUCUAGAUCCAAAUUCAAAUAAUUUGAAUUCACAUUCAACGAAUAACGAUUACAGUAAUUUAAUUUUGAAUAUGGCAAUGAGAGGAAGUGCUGGAAAUGAAGCAAAUUCUCCAGUUGAUCAUCAGGAUUUUGUUAUGCAACAAAUGUUACUUCAACAACAAUCACAACACAUGAUGCAACCACACCAUCAUCAUUACUCAACCAUGCCAAAUGCAGCUGCUUUGGGUCUUUCACAACCAGUUGUUCAUCAUUCAACUGCCAAUCAUCAUCAUUUGACGCAACCUAAUCAAAUGAUGCAUUCUUCAUUACAACACCAUUCAAUGAAUUCUGCUACUUUACAACAACAAGUUGGACUUUCGAAUUAUACAAAUGGUAUUCAAGAUAAUAUUUUGAAUUUCUUAGGAAAUCAACAAGAAAAUGAUACAAAUCUUGUAGAUCAAUCAAAUCAUGAUAAUUUAAUGAUGAAUAAUUCAACUCAAUUACAACUUUCACAAAAUAACAAUGAUUGGAGAGGUGACAAGGUAAAUUUCACAUACUUUGACAGUGUUGCUCCUUAUGUGGAACAUACACAAAGUACUUCAGUUGUUGAUAAUUCACAACAUUUACACACAAAUGGCACAAAUCUAGAUGAUGUUGUCAUGAGAAAUAAUCAAAAUGUAAUGCAACAUCAACACGAUCAAAAUCAGUCAACUAAUGGAUUAAUGAUUCACACUUAUGAACAAAUGAAUGGAAACUUGUAUUCACGACCUAUGAAUCAACAGCAAAAUCAAAUUUCCACACAACAAAACAUUAUGGGAACUCCAAAUAUGACUAAGAAAACUAAAUUAGUGAAUGAAUCACCAAAACUUAACACAACCGAAGAUCCCAAUAGAGAAGUAACCAAUUGUCAUUGUUGUGGUCGUUCAGAUGCUGAAGUUAGUUUCAAGAAGAAUUAUUCAAUUCAUGAGGGAAAUAUUGAAUCGUAUAGAAAUACAUUCCCACAAAAUAUUGAUCAAAUCACAUCUGGACCUGUAUGUGCCACAUGUUAUAACAAACAGUGGAGGUUCCAACGUGGACUCUACGAUCCUUCAAAAAUCAGAAGAAACAAUCCAAGGGAAGGAAUCAAACAAAGAUCUAUGAGAGAUGGAGACAGUACUGGAAGUCCACUCACUCCAACAUUGGCAUUCCCUUUGAAUAAUCGUGUGUCAGCAAUUCAAACUGAUUAUUCACCAACAAAUGGUUCUCCUCGAACACAUAAGAGAAAGGCACUUACUGUUUCUACAUUUAGUGCAACAACUCCAGUUCACAGUAUUAAUAAUAAUAAUAAUAAUGGAGCCAAUAAUAGUGAUCAUGUUCCAUCUGAUAGUAGUACUGAUAAGUAUGAUCGUGACAGUAAGAGAACUAAAUUUUCAUCAGAAAUAGAAACUCUUUGUAAAAGAAACAAGAAUCCAGAUGAAAUAUCAAUCAUUGUCCAAUUUUAUCAAGUGGAUGAUGAUAUUGCAAGUGAUAGUUCAAAACUUUUAGACCAAAUUAACGAAUUUAAUCAAACUCAAUUAAGAAUUCAGAAACAACAAAUGUUUGGAAUUUAUCCAAACGAAAAGGAUUCUGAAAUUUCUAAACAUUUCCAUCAAUUUUACACAACCGCUCUCAAGGUCAAUAAGAAACAUUUUGAAGUUUCUCAAACAAAUAAUAUUCAAAUUAUUCAAGGUAAACUUGCACUGGAGAAUAUCAAACAAUUACUGACAGACAGAGCAAAAGACUUUAAACAAUCCAAGUUGGAAGAUCCAAAAACUUCUACUUCAACUUCUGAUGCCAGUUCAUUGUUGUCCAACGAUUCUACCUCGGCCUGUAGUAGCAAUAGUGGAGAGACAAAAGUUUUGAGUUUAAAGAUCAGCUCACAAGAUAGAUUUAAGAAUACUAUUCUUGCUGAUGUUGAUGAAUUCUUUUUUGUUGAUAAGAAUUUGAGUGAAGGAGAUUCAAUUCAUGUAUUUUUACAAUAACAAAUUAUUAUUGAGGAAACAAAAACAAUGUACAUUAAAAACACCAAAACACAUUUUUGCAAUAGAAAAUAAAUAAUUUUUGAAUAUC